CGGUUUUGACCUACUUCUUCAAAAGAUUAUGACAAUGCAGUAUAACAUCCCGACCAUUACAUACAUUUCCAUAGUAACACUGAGUCUGUUGGUCACUUUUAUGCAGAUAGAAACUGUAUCAGGAUCAGUGGGUGAUAAUUCACAACCGUUUAUUGAAUGUUUGGCAACCUGUCGAACACGAUUAUGCGGCAUAUCUGACAUAAAAUAUGAGAACAAAUUACCAUUCUAUAUGAGAUGGUUAAAAUGGAACUGUGUGGAUGAUUGUAAAUACCAGUGCAUGUGGCCAACUGUUGAAUUUUUCAAGGAUAGAGGUUGGCCAAUUCCACAAUUUCAUGGAAAGUGGCCAUUCACAAGAUGUUAUGGCAUUCAAGAACCUGCUUCAGUUGUAUUUUCAAUCCUCAAUGCAAUCACUCUCAUCUACAAUCUCUGGUGGUAUCGUAAAAAGGUGGAAGACAAAGCUCCAUUAUAUAAUAUAGUUCAUGUGGGAAAUGUAGUGUCUGUGAAUGCCUGGGUCUGGUCUUCUGUCUUCCACACCAGGGACACUAGGAUAACAGAGAUGCUGGACUAUUUCUGUGCCAUCUCUCUUGUCAUUUACUCUGUCUUCAUGCUGGCCUGCAGAGUGUUUGGUACAGAGAGACCCCUGAAAGCAUCUAUCUGUGGACUGAUUCUCUUCUACUUCUUUGUGUGGCAUGUUCACUACUUGGCAUAUGUCAAAUUUGACUAUGGCUACAAUAUUAAAGCAACUGUAUCAGUUGGAGUGCUGAAUUCUAUAGGUUGGUUAAUUUGGUGUGCUGUUGUGCGGAAGCGGCAACCCUAUGUCUGGAAAUGUGCCCUCUCUAUUGUACUUCUUAACCUGCUCAUAUUGCUUGAAGUUGGAGAUUUCCCACCAAUCUGGUGGGUCUUUGAUGCACAUUCUCUAUGGCAUGCUGGGACUGUUCCAUUGCCUUUUAUUUGGUACAGUUUCCUGAUUGAUGAUUGUAACUAUUUAUUGAAAGAAAAACAACAGCGAAAGGAACAAUCAAUUGAUGCAACAUCCUCACAAACUGCUGAAGAAGUUAUUAAGAAAAUAUCAUAGAUCUUUGUGUGGACCAAUGUGGACUU
Owenia fusiformis is the source of this 1101-nucleotide messenger RNA. The record is from the annotation of a GenBank genome assembly. NCBI's taxonomy places the organism in Eukaryota, Metazoa, Annelida, Polychaeta, Sabellida, Oweniidae.